CGUCCUCCCAUCGCAUCAUAGGCCAAUCCGAUCGACAAUGCUGGCUCGCGGCACGACUCGCCCGCUGAGAGGCCUCACAUCGACUCGAAAAUGCAUCAAUGCCUGUCGGACCUACGCAUCUUCGACCUCCGAACACGAGUCAGCGCCCCAGCCGUCUGCGGAACAGUCUGCUGCGAAGUCCAGACCCAUCAAACAAGAGCUGUUCGGCCCCAGCUGGAGAACGAAACAACCGCGGAAGCAGAAGCAGCCCUAUAAUAAACCCGACGAAGAAGGCGAUGCAGAAAAAGGCAGGGUCAUCUUCUCAGGCAUACAACCAACCGGAAUACCCCACCUGGGAAACUACCUAGGCGCAUUGCGAGAAUGGGUCAGAAUACAAAACACAGCAUCGGAGCAGGAUAAAUUGCUAUUUUCUGUGGUAGAUAUGCAUGCAAUUACGGUCAAACAAGAUUCUGCCGACCUUCGUAGAUACAGACGUGAAAUGAUGGCCAGCCUGUUGGCGGUUGGUUUAGAUCCGCUCAAGAGCUUAGUGUUUACGCAAGGCAAGGUGCACCAGCAUGCCGAAUUGAUGUGGAUACUGAGCUGUACGGCGUCAAUGGGGUACCUGUCAAGGAUGACGCAAUGGAAGAGUAAAAUGGGCCUCGGAACCGACGCUUCUCCAUUCGAGUCCACAGCCGACCCCAAAUCUCGCGAGGCACUCAAACUCGGCCUCUUCUCUUACCCGGUCCUCCAAGCCGCCGAUAUUCUCCUCUACGGCACCACACAUGUGCCGGUUGGGGAAGACCAGGCGCAACACCUGGAAUUCACGCGCCAGCUUGCGCUCGGCUUCAAUGCGGCGUACGGAAGGACGAUACUCACUCCGCCGGAGACUAUUCUCGCUCCAGCAAAGCGGGUGAUGAGUCUCACAGACCCGACGAAGAAGAUGUCCAAGUCGGACGAGAACCCCAAUUCAAGGAUCUUGAUCACAGAUUCCAAGAGUGAUAUUGAGAUGAAGAUCAUGAAGAAAGCACUCACCGAUUCAAUUGAGGGCGUGACUUAUGAUCGCCAGGCCCGUCCUGGAGUGUCGAACCUCAUUGAUAUCAUGUAUUAUAUGGAUGAGAGCGUCGCAGCGUCCCCGGAGGAGCUGGCCAAAGACAUGGCCAACGUAUCGAUGCGCGCACUGAAAGAGAAGGUCGCCGAAACUGUCAAUCGCACUCUAGAACCCAUACGGACUCGCUACAAUCUUAUAAUGAAAGACGAGCAGAGGCGUCCGUUCCUGCAGGAUCACAACGAAGUAGCUGCCAGCGCGGCUAAGAGCAUCGCCAAAAAACGAUUGCGAAAUAUCAACAGUGUCAUUGGCAUGGGGACUCUGCAAAGCGAACCAAACCGAAAGGUUAAACCCAAGGGCGGAUAUAUCACGAUGAAGAAACUUACCCUAGAGCCGUCCGGCGUGUAAAUAUAUAUGUACAAUUAGAAAACAAUCUCACAAUUCGAGGAUCCGACACGAACUUACAAGACGUUCUCCUCCAAC
Messenger RNA from Aaosphaeria arxii CBS 175.79, 1507 nucleotides. Its product is annotated as tryptophanyl-tRNA synthetase. Gene Ontology annotation, molecular function: ATP binding; tryptophan-tRNA ligase activity. The transcript has 2 exons. The coding region runs from base 38 to 1432 and encodes 464 amino acids. Lineage: Eukaryota; Fungi; Ascomycota; Dothideomycetes; Pleosporales. Gene Ontology annotation, biological process: mitochondrial tryptophanyl-tRNA aminoacylation. Gene Ontology annotation, cellular component: mitochondrial matrix; mitochondrion. The record is from RefSeq and is a predicted model, not a curated record.